GAACGUUCUGAGAACGUUCGUUUUUUGUUGUGGUAACGUUCCCUGAACGUUUGUUUUGGUUGUCUGUUGGUUAAUUGGAAGGUAUUCUUAACGUUGUGUUGAUUUGAAUGGGAAUGACCGGUCUACUGUCGUUUAUCGUAUGGAAACAAGUUAUUCACAGGACUUUCCAAUUAAGAGCUCAAAUUUACUGACGACCCUGAAUGCAGCACACGCCCGUUUACAGAGAGAGAGACAACAAUCCGACGAAGAGAAGCAUAUCAAAAUGGUCCAGUGAGAGCAGCUGAUGCAAGCUAUGAGUCACAGUAGUCCUUGCCUGUGGACUCGGCUCCUCCAGGACAGCCAGGCCCCAUGUGACCGCUACAAGCAUGCCUGCUGCAGCUACGGUGGACAUGUCUACAUCCUGGGAGGGAGAGACAGCAGCACUUUGAGGGACUUCUGGAGGUACAGCGUGGUUUGUGACGAGUGGACAGAGUUAAACUGCACCAGUGAUGCUGCACCAGAAGAACUAGAAGGACAUUCUAUGGUGGCUCAUGAGGGCUUCCUGUACGUGUUUGGAGGCAUGCUGGAUUCUGCGUACAACGAGCAGAGAUGCCCCCUCUGGGUAUUUGACAUCGCGAAGCAGAAGUGGGUGCCCUGCCAGGGAAAGACCAGCUCCCCCAGGUACAGAACAGCCUUUCAUAUGAAAGUCAUUUGA
Messenger RNA from Etheostoma spectabile (orangethroat darter), 694 nucleotides. Its product is annotated as actin-fragmin kinase. NCBI's taxonomy places the organism in Eukaryota, Metazoa, Chordata, Actinopteri, Perciformes, Percidae. Gene Ontology annotation, molecular function: protein binding. Gene Ontology annotation, cellular component: Golgi apparatus. Bases 284 to 694 code for a protein of 136 amino acids. The transcript has 5 exons. The record is from RefSeq and is a predicted model, not a curated record.